This is a messenger RNA of Zalophus californianus (California sea lion), 2553 nucleotides long. RefSeq lists its product as uncharacterized. Lineage: Eukaryota; Metazoa; Chordata; Mammalia; Carnivora; Otariidae. The record is from RefSeq and is a predicted model, not a curated record. The transcript is spliced from 2 exons. The coding region runs from base 565 to 2553 and encodes 662 amino acids.
GGAAUCAGAUCUGUAUUGUUUGUUUUGCUUGUUUGUUUUAACCGCAACCUAACUCAGGGAUUUUAGUGAAGAAGAAAAAAAGUUUAUACGAUUCACUGUUUUGUGCAACCAAGAAUUCCAAGAAAGAAGCCACUUCAGGCUGGCUAAAUAGGGACUCCAAAGACAUAAUCCAUAUUAGAAUCUGUAUCCCUUUAUUUCUAGUUUGGUUUUUCCCUAGGUUUUGACUCUCUGUAUUGACCUCAUUCUCAGUCAUUUCAAAGUGGCAAAGACGGUUACAGCAUUUGUGGGCCUGUAAUGAUUGCAUGGCAGGGAUCCCAUAGAAGAAAGAGCCUUCUCUUCCAGUAUUUCAACAAGAGUUCCAAAGCUGACUCCUGGUGGUUUGGUUUUGUCACAUGUCAUCCUUGUUCUACUUACCAAUCCAGGAAGAUGGACUAAUCUCCUUGACCAGUCUAGGUUAUAUGCCCCAUGUUGAAGGUGGUAUGAGGCUGUCAGAUUCCAUUUGGACAGCGAAGGUCUCUCCUUUUUCAAAGGAGCUUGAAGGACCUAUCGCCAAGAGAAGAAUGGAUGCCAGUACAGAAAGAUGUUGAAGGUUUCAGAAAUGGAAGUCUGGGAUGUAUUAUGGAAUAUGGGAAGUAUUUCCCAUAUUCAGUGGUACUCAGUGAGUCUCCUGGCUUCCUCAUCCCUCAGUCCCCGUUGCCCACUGCGCUUAACCGAAGACCCGUGUUUUGUAACACAGCACAGUUCCGGCAGUGUAGUGGCUAUGGAAAGAAAACGAAGACGAAAGAGACUCAGACUGAACCUCAUCAGGCUGCAAACCGGACUCGGAAACAAGACACCCACUCAGAAGGUGGUAUGGUGACCAGUAUCCCGACUUCUAAUAUUGACACAGAAACUGACAACAUUCCUGAACCAACAGAUGGGGUUUUUUCAUCUGUUGCCCAGAAGCAGCAGCUCCAUGGUGAGAGCCCUUCUCUUAACACUGUGUAUAGAACAUCACCUCAAGUAAACUAUGCAUCUGGGAAAGGGAAAAUGAGGCUAGAACAGAGCAAAGGAUCCCCUGUGACACAGUUCUGGAAGACUUUGAAGGAAACUAUCCGUUUGUAUGACCUAGCUUAUGGUAAAGCCGUGCCAGACAUCAUGGUGCAGCACGGUGGGAUGUCACACAGUUCUCGUGAGAGUAGAAGUGUGCUUCGUAAGCGUCACGAGGGUGCAGAUGGCAUUACGUGUAAAGAUGAAGAAAGCACUAUCUGGUCGGAGCAGUGUCAUGAUGUAAGACGUGAUGAGGUGGUAAAGUUGGGCUCCAUUAUGGACAUGAACUUGGGUAAAGAAAAAGGCUACGCAUCUGUUCCCCAAUUCCUGUCCUCUCCAGAUGAAGCGAAAGACAAAGAUAAAGUCCAGGAUACCCUGAACUCCAAUCUGUGCCAGUCUUCUGGAGAUAGCAAUAAGCUCCAGCAGGAAAGGCCAAUCUGUUCCAGCAAUAAAGCCGUUGAGGACCUGAGCCUAGACUCCAAAUCCCGGAGUCCCGUUAGCUUUGGGGAAAGCAUGCCAGACAAUGGUAGUGGGGGCCCUGGCUUCGCUGUGAACGUGGACGAAGAUGAAGUGGUAGAGAGCAACGGCUACGCUGAGAAUUAUGUCCUUCCCCCUACCUCCCUGGCCCGGUUCAGCCAGGUCACUGAAGGCAUUCAAUGUGAUAUGAGCCACUGGCAGGAUGCAGAGCACGGGAAAUCUCCUGAGUCCUCGCUAGAAAGCAGAACGCCAACAGAAGAGGAGGCAGUCAGGUGUGGGGAACUGGACAAGGUGGUAGAGAGGGACAGCUAUUCAAAGUAUGUUCCUCGCCCUGCCUGGUUGGCCCAGAUGAACAGCAGGGGGGUGGAUGAAGGGAUUCAGUGUGAUAGGAGCUGGUGGCAGGAUGCAGAGCUGGAGAAAUCCCCUGAGCAAAUGCCUUGCAAAGAUGAAGGGUCAUCACCAGACUGCAAAACUAAGGGAUCAUGGAAGACCAUCAGGAAUGGGAAGUUGAAAACAGAUGAAGAAGAAAUGACCAUGAAUGAUGAGACUGAGGAGGAGGAUCGUGAGAACUUCAAAAAGUGUGCAAAGAUUAAAAAAACUGUGAAAGGCAGGAAGCAGAAAUCCCUGAGCAACUUCUCAAGCGGGAACACAGUCUACUUAUUGAAGAAAAAUGCUGCCUUGAACACUGUACUUCCCAAGGAUUCAGAAGACUGUGAGUUGGAAGAGGAAGCUGAAGAUGAAAUGUAUGAGACAGAAUGCCUCUUUGAAGAAGUCAGUCCACUGGGCCCUGCGACAUCUUCCAAAGGAAGGAUUUAUCGUGAGGCUGGCAGGAUCAUCAGGCUGCCACCUGAGUGCUCUCUCCCUCCCCAACUUAUUGUGUGGCCCACCAGAAAUAAGUACAGGUUAAAGCUUGGAGAAUACGAGAGCAUCCCCAUGGUAUGCGAAGCGACGGGACAGAAUGGCAGGUUCCAAGGGGAACGUACCAUGGCCAUGCAGGAGGGACUGGAGUCCAAGAGAGCCUCUCACAAGGCCUGGGAAUGUAAGUGA